Molecule: messenger RNA, 1586 nt
Organism: Paramecium sonneborni
Lineage: Eukaryota; Ciliophora; Oligohymenophorea; Peniculida; Parameciidae
Source: the annotation of a GenBank genome assembly
AUGACAAGCUAAGUUCUUCCAUAAUAGCUACACGAAAGUGAAAAUUUAAGCCCAUCUAAUGGUAAAAUAGUUGUAAAUAAAAUUUUAAUAGUUGCACAGGAACCUUCUAUGCUUUUGACUUAGCCUUCUUCAAAAUUAAAGUCGAAACCCCCUGAUUAAUCUGAAAAAGAAGUUAAGGAAGAAAUUAAUUCCCUUGUCCAUUUAACAAUAAUUCUGGUAGCAAUUUAAAGUGGGAAUUUUUCAAUUGGAUAUUCUUUAUCAUAUUUAACAAUUUCAUUCUCUACAUUAUUUUCAUAAAUGUAUUUAUACUAUAUUAUUAAGUACUCUUAAAGGAUCUGAGAUUGAAGAAUAAGGUCUUUUUAGUGCAGUAUUAUCGAUAGGAUAAGUAGUAGGAGCAUUACUUACAAAACCAUUAUUAAAAUAUACAACAAGAAAUUAAUCUCUAUUGAUUGCUGAUCUCUUUGGAAUUAUAAGCAUUUUAUAAGUGAUACCAAAUAGAGAAGUUAUUUUAACAUUUAGAUUUUGUUAUGGUUUAUGUUUAGGUAUUUCAACAAUUAUUAUGGCUGUCUAUGUUAAAGAGCUAUGUCCCGAUUAAUACUAUGAAACAUUCUCAGUUUUAGCAAGUUUCUUAAUUGCUGGAGGAUUAUUUUUUAUUAAUUUUUUGAGUUUAGGGUAUUUAAAUCCUGACUUAAGAGGAGAAGACUCAUAUUAUUGGUAAAUUAUUUUUGCAAUUCCAGCUUUAUUACAUUUAUUUAGAUAAUUAAUCCUGACUGUUAUUUAUAAAGUGGACAGUCCUGAUAGUUUAAUUCAAAUUUAAAUGAAAUAAAAAGCAAAGGAAAUUAUAAAAAAAAUAUAUUAACCUUAAUUUAUCGAUUAAGUUUUCUAAAAAUGUUAAUUAAGAUCAUAAGAAAAUUAAGUACAAUAAGAAGGAAUGAUGAAUUUGUUUAACAAAAAACAUAUAUAAACUUUAUUAAUUGGUUGUUUAUUAGCAUUUAUUUCAACUUGGUGUGGUUUAUUUGCUUUAUACUCUUACAGUUCAUAAAUAUUUAAUAUUAUGUCAGAUGGGGACUUAACUUUAAAUGCAAUAUUUUCAAUUAUCCUUGGAGUAGUUUAAUUGAUUCCUGCAUUUAUUUCAAAAUUUAUUUAUCGAAGAUUAGGAAACAGACCUUUAUUACUUUAUGGACUUUUUUUCCUUAUAAUCUUCUAGAUACUAAUUAUUGGUUUAAGUUACUCUGAUUCUUAUGAAGCAACUAUAAUUAGUUUUAUUAUUAUCUGCUUCUUUGCAUUCACAUUUGCUCUAACUUUAGGUCCCAUUACUUUUGUAAUGAUAUAUCAUUUAUUAAUAGUCUAUGACACCAGAAAUAAAUACAAGUGAAGGAACUUAUUUUUGUUUUGUUACAUUGUAUGCAUGGCAACUUCUUAUGCUCUACAUAUUUCCAUUUAUGUUAGAUGGAAUUAAAAUGAGUGGAUCUUUUAUCCUUUUUGGAAUAUUAACAUUUUUAGCAUUGAUAUACUUUUACUUUUCAGUAAAGGAAACAAAAGGAUUUAAUCAUAACGAAAUAGAUAACCUUUAUGGAAAAUUAUGA